Argentina anserina (silverweed cinquefoil) is the source of this 2378-nucleotide messenger RNA. Its product is annotated as AAA-ATPase At5g17760-like. The record is from RefSeq and is a predicted model, not a curated record. NCBI's taxonomy places the organism in Eukaryota, Viridiplantae, Streptophyta, Magnoliopsida, Rosales, Rosaceae. Gene Ontology annotation, molecular function: ATP binding; ATP hydrolysis activity. The transcript has 3 exons. The coding region runs from base 100 to 1458 and encodes 452 amino acids.
UUUCUCUAUUAUAUAAGCUUAGGUGAGUACGUCGAUAAAUUCAGUUCUUGAGCUCUGCAGGACUGCCGAAGGCUGAAGCUUGGAUCAAAGUUUGGUGUCAUGGAAUCUCUGAAACAAAUACCUGCUAUGGUAUCAAAAAGGUUAUCAGCUUGGGCUUCUAUGGUUGUUUCCUUGAUUCUGAGAUUCUUCAGAUUUUUGUUUAUGGCCUUCCCCGGCUUCUUCAAGACUUGGUUAUCUGAUCCCAUGACUUUACAAAUUGAUGAAUACCAUGGAAUCAAUAGUCGUAACCAACUUUUCGGUGCCUUGGAGCUUUACUUGCAGAACAAGAUCAGCCCCUCCACUAGACUCCUCAAAAUUACGCAAACUCGGAAAGAUAGUAUUUUCAGCACCCAUUUUUCAGACAAUCAAGAAUUUGAAGAUGUGUUUGAAGAUAUUCAGCUCAAGUGGAAGUUCAAUAUCAUAUCUAAAGACUCCAAUCACCCUUCUGUAGCAUCCAAGAGAAAGCAGUACUUCCAACUUGCAUUCGACUUAGAACACAAGGAAAAGGUCAUGAGUUCUUACUUGCCUUAUGUUUUGGAGACAUUCAAGACCAUGAAGGAGGAGAGAAAGCUUGUCAAGCUGCAUACUCUUGUAAGAGUAGAUCCUUAUAAAAUCAGAUGGGUUUCAAUUACUCUCGAACACCCUGCAACAUUUGAAACUUUAGCUAUGGAUUUGGAGCUGAAGGCGUCUGUUUUGGAGGAUUUGGAAAAAUUUGUUAAGAGGAAAGAGUUCUAUCAAAGAGUAGGAAGAGCUUGGAAGCGAGGGUAUCUUUUAUAUGGGCCUCCAGGCACUGGCAAAUCGUCGCUUGUAGCCGCCAUGGCUAAUUACCUCAAGUUUGAUAUCUAUGACUUGCAGCUUACUCAUUUGAAAUCGGACAUGGAAUUGAGAAAGGCAUUGAUUGCAACAACAAAUAAAUCUAUACUUGUGAUUGAGGAUAUUGAUUGUAGUCAAGCAGAACUGCAAGAUCGAAACUCUGGUAAGGGCACUAGGAAAAAUGAGCCAGAAGGCCAGCAGAUUACGCUGUCUGGACUACUAAACUUCACAGAUGGCCUGUGGUCUAGUUGUGGAGAAGAAAGAAUCUUCAUAUUCACUACCAAUCACAAAAGCAAGCUAGACCCUGCAUUGCUGCGAUCAGGACGAAUGGACAUGCACAUUCAUAUGUCGUAUUGCUCGUAUGAGGGCUUCAAAACAUUGUCCUCAAAUUACCUUGCAAUUUCUGACCAUCCUUUGUUUGAGAAAAUUGAAAGCCUACUGAAGGAGACGAAGAUCACUCCUGCACAAGUUGCUGAGGCAUUAAUGAAGAGUGAAGAUGCUGAAGUUGCACUCCAGGGUCUGAUUACGGUUCUAAAGGAAAAGAGAUACAAGGGUGACGAGUAUCGAGAUGAAGGUGAAGUGGAGAACUUAACUUAUUUUAUUUGAACAAUAUCCAGGAAAUUAAUAAGCUGCAAUGAAACCAUAAGCAAGGAUUGAUAUUUUGGGGACAUAAUUUCUUGGAGAUAGAAUUCCCUUUCAUUUCAGUAUACACAAUCUUCAUAUAUAUGGGUUUAAUUCCUCAUUACUUUCAAUCCAUAGUGCUUGAUUAGAACUCAAGUACCCAAGUAAGCAGUUACCAUAAGACAAAAUAUGAAGAUCAGAACUACAAAGUACUAUGAAAAAGGUAUAAGGCUACAAGCUUAAGAGGUUUAGACCCCAGUAAUAAACAUCAAAUUGUUAGGUGAAUGAAGUAACUAUCAGUAACUGUGCCAUGAUUUCCAUGAACCUAUAUGCAUCUUAAUCUAAAAUAACUUAUGGAUGAUCCUCUGGUUUGAUAUAUGUCUCCAGCUCAUAACUACCUUUUGAUGCAUGUAAAUUAAUCAUCUCAAACAACAAAUCAUUUAUCUAAACAGAAUUUAAGUUUUUUAAUUGUGCGUGUAGAGAAGCCAAUAUUGUUUUAAUUAAGGAAGUAGAAUUGUGUGAGGAGAAAUUCUUCAGUGUCAAACAAGAAAAGAUAGAGGGAAACUAAAAAGGAGAGCCUUGAUUGUGAUCUCAUAAAUUUUCUGUAUCUUCUGGCAGAGGGAGAUACAGAAAUAAACCUACUUUGCCUAAACUAGAUAAAACCUUCUCUUUCUUACUUGCAUCUCUCCAGUUUCAUUUUUUUUUCAAUUCACAUGGAUUUUGGAUUUAAAACAGCUUCAAUGAUGUCCUAUACUGCAAACCCAAAGUAGCAAACAGAAAAUAAAAACAGCAAAAGUUUGUGCAGAAAAUUAACAUACAUGUAUACAACUUACCCAGUCCCAAAGCUAAUUGCCCUCGAAUGGACAUCCAACUGGACUUGACAAGCACCAUAAAUGCAAAAAUGC